UGCCGCGCCUGUGCGCCCACGUUGAACGCUUUCGUUUCUUGUCCGCAAGGACAGAGGUGAAAAGACGGAAAACGAGCUUCCCAAGGAGUGAAAUUUUACGCGAGAUGUUGUCGCCAUGUGAACUUACCUCAAAGGUGAAUUAUUAACACGAAAAAAUAACUGUUUUUAUCAUCAGUGCAAACCUGAAUAAACAAAAAUGACGGUCCGUUUCCCGGAAGUAAUAAGAAGCGGAUCGGAGGUGGAAGGCGGUUUGUCAGGACCGGCCAAUCCAAUACCCAGCCAAUCAAUUGAUUGCGGUUGCGGACAAAUGCAAUGCCCGAAACUGGCGAAAUUUGCAACGCGGAAACUCUUCGUGGGAUUGAUUUGUUGGAUCGGUGUGGUGCAAACUGCAUCAUAUGCUUAUUUUCAUGUGACGGGAUCCACAAUAGCUAGAAGAUUUCAAAUCGAUCCUUAUGUAAUGGAUUGGAUUCUUGUUGCAGCAGAAUUAACACCUGUUUUAUUAGGAUUGAUGGUAGCAUAUUGGGGCGACAGAAUACACAGGGCUUCGUGGAUAGGAGCUUUAACCCUUUUACAAAGCGUCUCGUAUUUCAUUUUGAUAAUACCCCAUUUAACACAUCGUGUCCGUGUGAUCGAGGAAACACAAAACAUCACUCAUAUGUCAUUGUACGCGGAUGAUAGUCCAGAAUUAUGCACUGCCAAAUCAUUGAGGAUCAUCACAGAGGAGGACGAGCUUUGUUAUUUUACUAUGACUAUCCUAAUUCUAGUACUAAUCGUAAGCGGGAUUGCAAAUAUCACAUACUAUGCACUAGGAAUUUCUUACUUAGACGAUAACACAAAAAGGAAAAACGUGACCGCUUUCAUCGGUGUAAUAAUCGCCGUGAGGAUCAUCGGGGUUCUUUUUGGGUACUUAUUAGGUUGGGGAUGCCUUUGGAUAGACGCGGAAGAUUUCAGUAUUAUACAAUCAUAUCAGGAUCAAGUCGGAGCGUGGUGGCUUGGAUUCCCAAUUCUCUCCAUAUUAUUGGUGAUUCCUGGCUUGCUGCUUUCGUGGUUCCCAAGAAGACUACCUUCAGAGGUUGUCGAACAAGCUGCAGCUUCACUUCUCGAUCGAGCUGCGAUACGUAACCGAGCACCCCACCGAACGACCAAUAAAAAGGUCGGCAGUCCCAAUUUUUGGCCGUCGUUAUGCAGAUUGAUCACUAACAAAAUUUUAAUAUGCAAUAUUCUGGCGACGGUACUCAGCGCCACGGCUUUUGUAAAUUUCAUGACGCACGAGGACAUCUUCUUAGAGUCCAGAUUUCACGUACCUAGACCGACAGGAAUGUUCCGUGGAUUUAACGAUCCUCUGUCUUCCAGGCUAAUCAUCACUAUUGUGAGACCCGUCCUAAUUGGACUGGUCGUAAUCAUCAGUGGCCUAGUAUUAGCCAAGGCAAAACCACGAGCGAGAUUUAUUGUCGGUUACAGUUUCGUUAUCGUGCUUCUGACAAUAGCGAUUAUCAUCGCGCUAAUCUUUGCCACUUGCGACAAACCACCUGUCGUUUAUUUAGAAAAAGGCUCCAACACAUUCUUGAAAUAUUGCAACAAACACUGUGGUUGCUCUAAGGACGCCGAUUUCCGACCGAUUUGCGACAGCUUGGGAAAGUUCACGUACUAUAGCCCUUGCUACGCCGGCUGCUCCGCAAUCAUUUACCUCGACAACGUGAAGAUCUACAGCGGUUGCAGCUGCGUGGAGGACCUGACAGGAUGGGGUAAUGACCAAGCGAAAGAUGGCCCGUGCGAUUCGACUAAAUGCCAGGCCGCCUGGAUGCUUUUUGAGUUUGGAUCUUUAUUGGCGUAUGCGUUAUUCGCUUCCACUUUCGUAGGAGAUGUAUUGAUCAGUAUAAGAUCCGUCUACAAGCAAGACAAAGCUAUCAGCAUAGGCUUCUGGAUGAUGUGGAUCGCAAUAUUCGUUUUUGCUCUUGGCAAAGUUCUUUACGAAUUCGUCACGCGUCAGGCGUGUCAAUACUGGGGCAGUCAAAAGAUAAUUUGUCAUUUGCACGAUUCCGAAAAACUCGGGGAUUACUUGUGUUAUUUGACAAUAUUAUUCUUAUUACUUUGUCUCUUAGUCAAAAUUAUUGUUUGGUUUUUCUGCAAAAAUUUACAGUUAUACGAAGAAGUUGAAUUUAAAGAUCAAGAAAAUGUUGAGGUGCAAGAAAUGAUCGAACAAGUAACAGCCGAGCAACCCGAAAUCUUAAACAACAAUAAUGGUGAAAUAAGACAAGUGGCGGCGGUUGUUGAACCAGAAACAAGGAUUGUACCAGAGGCAGCAAAACCGGAAGAAAAUUCAUUGAGAAAAGAAGAAGAUACUCAAAAGAGCGCAUCUCUGAAGUACGGCCCGUUGGGUCCGGGCGAUCGUCGAUCGAAUUCAAAUCCACCAACAAAAAACAAUUCGCAAUCGACGAUCCGAAAUCUUGAGUCCGAGGACGAGCUGGACAGUUCGAGCGACGAGAGUAAGAGACGGUCGAGUACACAAGUCGAUUACACGCCGCUGGAACUCGAUUCCGAUGUCGAGAGCGACCUCAGCAGCGUCGGUCCUAGAUCAAGAAAGCGCAUCUCGAGCAAAGAUUACGAUCAAACUCACGACGAGAGUGAUCGCUCCUCGUCUAAGAACGCGUCCCUUAAACGCCGAUUCCCGAAUCCCGAUCACUACGAGGAUCCACGAAGAGGCCGAAAUUCCAGAUUCAAAAGUCCGAAUGGUUAUCAGAACGAUCCCUUGAAGACAAGCAGCUCCGAGUUGGCGAAGGAGGGUCAAGAGAGCGGCGUGCCCAAACAGGGUGACUUCAACGAAGUUGGCAUACCGAUAGUGGAUCCGUUUUCGGACGGGAAAGGCAACUCGGGCAGUGCUAACACCGCGCACUUGAAGGACGUGAAGUCGCUGAUCGAUCGAUACGAGCAGAACGCGAGUCAGGAAACUCUAGACGAGGAUCGGUUAUCGGUGAAGUCGACGGAGGGCACGAGAACUCGACCGGAGAGUAAGAUGGGUAUACCUCUGGUAGCUAUGGUUCCCGGUAGGUCAUCCUCUCGGGGACAAUCUUCUUCAGGUUUUGGCAGCUUGCCAGAUGUCUUGCAAGACAACAGUCCUGAUCCACAUUCGGAGAGACUCGGGACUCCCAGCCCGAAAAAUAUCGCUAAAGGCAGCAAAGGAGCGCAGCAAACCGAUCUUUAGAAUUACCAUCGGUGUGUCUUACGUGAUAGGUGUGACGCACGUCACACGUGAAAACGAUGCGUAGUUCUGUAGAUAUUUAUGGAGGAACGAGUAAUCCAUUAGUCGAAUAGAAGCACCGUCACGAUAAAUUUAUAUCUGCGAGCGAUAAGGAGCUUCGACUACAAAAGUACACAACGCUACAAGACUAUCUCUGACAUCUGUCGCGUUUGAGAUAUAAAACCCCCCAUUUAACAAUUUCAUGUUUUGAUAAGUGAACAGUAAAAUUUGACGUACACUUUCCUUAAUUAUAAAUCGUAAUAUCAGUUGUUAGCACAUAAGUAAGUUGCUCCAAU
This is a messenger RNA of Temnothorax curvispinosus, 3534 nucleotides long. Its product is annotated as solute carrier organic anion transporter family member 1A5-like. The transcript has 10 exons. Bases 197 to 3202 code for a protein of 1001 amino acids. The record is from RefSeq and is a predicted model, not a curated record. Gene Ontology annotation, biological process: transmembrane transport; sodium-independent organic anion transport. Gene Ontology annotation, molecular function: protein binding. Gene Ontology annotation, cellular component: membrane. Lineage: Eukaryota; Metazoa; Arthropoda; Insecta; Hymenoptera; Formicidae.